AUGUUCGAAGAUCUUUUUUAUGGUCUGGCCAAGGGCACAGUUGUGUUUUUCCUGGUCUUUGUAGCCUAUUUAAUAAACUUACUUAUCCUACAGCCUCUGAAGUUUAGGAAGAAGUUCAGCAAAUACUCUAAUGUAUACAUUUCAGAGAAGUUUAAUCCCCUGGUUGGAGAUAUGAACCAUGAGGUACAAUGUGUUAAUGAGGGCAAAGUUCAUUAUGCCCAUUAUGCAAAAAGAGCACAUAUUCUAGCUAAAUACGACCUGCAGGCAAAACUAGAAGGUAUCGAGCCUGUCAUUAUGAUUAUCAGUGAUAAGGCUUGCAAACAAUUCUGCAGUUUCAUGCCUAGAUCAAUAGAUAGAAUCAAUGCUGAGAAAGGCAUUAAUGUUUUACUACAACAUUCUCUGAUCGUUGACAGGAGUGAUAAAAGAACCAUGGCAAGGAGAAAGAACUUCUCUUCAUGGAUUGGACUCAAUUCUGCCUCGAAGUAUAUCCCUAGGACUGUUGGAUUCUGUCAAGAUAUGCUGGAAGCUAUGACUACAGAAGGCAAAACUGAUCUACUGAAACAUUUGAACAAACUAACCUUUGAUGUAUUCACCAAAAUAUUAUUUGGAAAUGAUGUCGAUACUCUUGUCGCAAGGCUGUAUCCAUAUGAGAACCCAGAUGGACAGAUAGAAGAAAUAGGCUUGGGUGAGUACGUAAUCAGACUUGCAGCCAGAUACGCUGAUCAACUAUAUAAUCCGGUCACUUUCAUUUUCCCUUUUUUCGCUAAAAGAAAAUUGAUGAAUCCUUAUAAAAGAGAUAAUAGAAAUCUUCAGACUUUCAGAGCUGCUUUGCGUAACAUCAUCUCAACAUCUAAAGACGAGAAUACUAUUGGUAAGAAGUUCUAUUACUCACCAGGGUUAAGUGAGGAUGAGGGACUGGAUGACCUCUUCUUGGUCAUGGGAGCAGGCUCAGAAACUACCGCUCAUUCUAUGGCUUCUUGCUUGUACUAUUUAAACAAGUACCCAGAAUGUCAUGAAAAACUCAUCAAAGAUCUCACCAGAUGUGGAUUUACCAAAGGUUGUGACUAUGAGAAGCAAUAUAAUCUCGAUAAUAUCCAAGAAUGUAGCUAUCUCAACUACGUUGUUAAGGAGACUUUCAGAAUGGAUUCAGUAGUUCCAGGUGGCUCAGAAUACGGAGCGAGCGAAGACAUUGAAAUCUGUGGAGUACCAAUUCCUAAAGGGACCAAGGUCAAGCUAGACCUCAUAUCCAACCACUUUUCAGAUGAUAAAUGGCUUGAGCCCUUUGAGUUUGUUCCUGAGAGACAUGACAUCGAGUCGGAUUUCUAUGAGAGAUCCAGAAAGGCAGGGAAGGUCGAAGAUGCCUACUCAAGGAGAGCCUUUAGUCAUGGUCAAAGGAACUGUCCUGGGCAAUCUUUCGCCAAUAUGCAGUUGAAAGUAGUCAUGGCUUUCUUGGUUUCACACAUGAAUUUCAAAUUUGACAAGGAGGAUCUCGAAAAAGAUGGAAUUGGAUUUGGAUUGGGCUCUCAGUUCAAGCCACAGGUCAAUGUUUCAAAGAUAUAAGCAGCUUGAUUUCAUUAUUCAAGGAGAAAUUAUAAAAU
This is a messenger RNA of Moneuplotes crassus, 1598 nucleotides long. Lineage: Eukaryota; Ciliophora; Spirotrichea; Euplotida; Euplotidae. The record is from the annotation of a GenBank genome assembly.